Messenger RNA from Lactuca saligna, 1548 nucleotides. The record is from the annotation of a GenBank genome assembly. Lineage: Eukaryota; Viridiplantae; Streptophyta; Magnoliopsida; Asterales; Asteraceae.
CUACAAGUUAUUGCUAUUUCAUCGUAGAAAAAAAAUAAUCUCCUACGUAAAACUAAUUUUGAAAUAUAUUAGAAGAAAAAAAGAAUAAGCGUUUCUUCCACCGUUUCCAACACCGGUGAAGUACUCCUCAAGAAAUCGUUGAUAUUCUGAAAUUCACGUCUUCCCUGUUCAAUCCUCUCAAUCUUCCCCCACCGCCGAGCAACAAUGGCAGCAACGAUGGUUCUCGACCCUAAACCAACAUCAUUGUCACCACCACCAACCCUCCCCACGCCCUAUUCCACCAUCGACACCGUUCUCGCCGACUCCGAAGACGAUCUCUACACUCGCCUCAAAUCCCUAGAGCGCCAAAUCGAGUUCAUCGAAAUCCAAGAAGAAUAUGUCAAAGAUGAGCAGAAAAACCUCAAGCGCGAACUGCUGAGGUCGCAAGAGGAGGUAAAGCGGAUCCAAUCGGUGCCGCUCGUGAUUGGGCAGUUCAUGGAGAUGAUAGAUCAGAAUAACGGAAUCGUCGGCUCCACUACUGGCUCUAAUUACUAUGUUAGAAUUUUGAGUACCAUCAAUCGUGAGCUAUUGAAACCCUCUGCUUCCGUCGCUUUGCACCGCCAUUCUAAUGCUCUAGUUGAUGUGUUGCCACCGGAGGCUGACUCGAGUAUUUCGCUUCUUAGCCAGUCUGAGAAACCAGAUGUCACAUAUAGCGAUAUUGGAGGCUGUGACAUUCAAAAGCAGGAAAUACGUGAAGCAGUUGAAUUGCCUUUGACUCAUCAUGAAUUGUACAAACAGAUAGGAAUAGACCCUCCACGUGGCGUUUUGCUCUAUGGUCCACCUGGCACUGGUAAAACCAUGCUUGCAAAAGCUGUGGCAAAUCACACUACAGCAGCCUUUAUCAGAGUAGUUGGCUCAGAAUUUGUCCAGAAGUAUUUGGGAGAGGGCCCAAGGAUGGUUCGUGAUGUGUUUCGCCUUGCUAAAGAAAACGCACCUGCAAUUAUAUUUAUCGAUGAAGUUGAUGCAAUAGCUACUGCUAGAUUUGAUGCUCAGACUGGAGCUGAUAGAGAAGUCCAGAGAAUUCUCAUGGAACUUUUAAAUCAGAUGGAUGGGUUUGACCAAACAGUGAAUGUGAAGGUGAUAAUGGCAACUAACAGAGCGGAUACUUUGGACCCUGCACUUCUUCGUCCGGGAAGACUUGACCGAAAGAUCGAGUUCCCUUUGCCAGAUAGACGACAAAAGAGGCUUGUUUUUCAGGUUUGCACUGCUAAAAUGAAUCUGAGUGAUGAAGUUGACUUGGAAGAUUAUGUUUCUCGACCCGACAAAAUCAGUGCUGCUGAGAUAACAGCAAUUUGUCAAGAAGCGGGUAUGCAUGCGGUGCGCAAGAACAGGUAUGUAAUUCUACCAAAGGACUUUGAGAAGGGGUACAGGACCAAUGUGAAGAAGCCUGACACAGACUUUGAUUUCUACAAAAAAAUGACACGGGAAUUAUGGACCAUGUGUAGUUUUUUUUAUCUGAUUUAUCUUGGCUCUUGGAUUUCCCUUUGCUCUCUAAGGAAACUAUCAUAG